GCACGCCACCUAGCUCUCCCCUCACUACCGCUGACGACCGUGAACGACCGUCUCGGGAUUGACCGGGCGCAACAUGCCUGUACUGGUGCGUCUCACUCACACUGAUAGCCCAAUGACAGCAGGUCGCGAAGACGACGCAUGGGAUGCGUCGAACGUCGCGCACAUCGCGCUAUUCGCCCGCCCUUCACUUGCACGCAACCUCCGCCUAUCGAGUCAGGCAAUCAUCCACGCCUGUCGAACGCGGCCACAAGCACACCGCACAAAGCAUAAGCAAUGUCCGAUCGUGGCAUGCAGCGAUCAGACUCAUCAAUCCGGACGGACAGCGCGACAUCGAUCUUUACCAGCUCAUUCCAUCGCUGCCGAAUCGCGAUCACGAAGAGCAACCACCCUGGCCUCCUAUGCCACACACCUCGAGCCUCUGCUCGACCGCCUGCAAGCCCUCCGUGUUACGGACCGGCCGCUUUGAUCAAACUAGUC
Molecule: messenger RNA, 477 nt
Organism: Laetiporus sulphureus 93-53
Lineage: Eukaryota; Fungi; Basidiomycota; Agaricomycetes; Polyporales; Laetiporaceae
Exons: 4
Coding region: 74-466 (130 amino acids)
Source: RefSeq, a predicted model, not a curated record